AUGAGACUCUUUGGUAUCGUUGUAGCCUGUAGUGCGGCACUUGUCGGUGUCAGCCAGGCGGCCGGUCUCGCAGAGUUAGCAUCACAAAUUCCUGCUUGUGGAUUAUUAUGCCUGGAAACUGCGAUAUCAGCAUCUUCAUGUACUCUCGCCAAUUCGACAUGUAUAUGUACAAAUACCCCCCUCCUCACAUCCGCAGCAGCAUGUUUAGGCACGUCUUGCACUGUAAAGGAACAGCUUAAAGUCGCCAAAAUUCAAGAAGAGGGAUGUGGAGAGCCUGUUGUAUCCCAGCAGUUGAAAAUCAGGAUCAUAACACAUGUAUUUUGUAUUCUUGCAGAAGCGUGCGUAAUUCUUCGUGUAUGGACGAAGCUGCAGCUUGCGCGACAACUUCACUACGAUGAUUGGUCAAUCAUUGGUUCAGGAAUUGCUCUCAUUCCAUUCUGGUAUCUUCUUAUUGCUCUUACCGACCACGGCCUUGGUCUGAAUAUUUGGGACACAGAUAUCGAUGGCCUAGAUCAGUUUUUCAAAUUGUUCUACGUUGAAGAGAUCAUUUAUAUUCUGAUGUUAGCCAUAACCAAAGUCGCCCUUCUCCUCUUUCUUGUCAAAAUUUUUCCAAGCAAGUCCUUCCGCGCCGCAUGUGGGAUUGUCGGUGCCAUCACAGCCGCUGUUGCAAUUACGUUUGUCCUGGUGACAAUUUUCUCAUGCCGCCCUAUUUCGCAUUUCUGGACACAAUGGCAAGGAACUUCUACAGGGAAGUGUAAUAACAUUAAUCUCCAAACUAUCGUAAGCGGUGUUAUCAACAUUAUUCAGGAUUUCACCAUUUUGUUUCUCCCUUUGCAUGAACUCUACAAGUUGCAGGUGUCAAUGCAGAGGAAGAUUCAACUAUUUAUGAUGUUUGGUGUCGGCCUCUUCCUCGUCAUAUGGUCCACUGUUGAGCCCACCGUCGCCAUCAUGUGUGCCUGCAUGCCUAGUAUACGCCAACUUCUCGGACACUUCGCCAGCGGCGGCUUUUUCAAUAGUACUAUCAAAACAAACCCAGCCAGUGGCGUCAACAGCCGCACUCACGACCAGCGGAUCUACCAAAGCCGCUCGUUCAAGAUCGAGAGCAAGCUUCGCAACCAAAACGAUGAUUUCCAUGAGCUCUCUAGCAUGCAUGACGGCACUGGCAGCAAUGCCCACCUUGAUCAAGCGUCUGGAAAAUCGAAUUCUCUUACGAAAGAUGGGAGCGAGGGGGCUUUUGAUGGGCAUGACGAUGAGCACAAACAAGCUGCCCAUGUGUGGGUAAGACAUCAAUCUACACAUAAGGCGGUUGCAUGUUAA
Lachnellula hyalina is the source of this 1317-nucleotide messenger RNA. RefSeq lists its product as uncharacterized. The coding region runs from base 1 to 1317 and encodes 438 amino acids. Lineage: Eukaryota; Fungi; Ascomycota; Leotiomycetes; Helotiales; Lachnaceae. The transcript is spliced from 6 exons. The record is from RefSeq and is a predicted model, not a curated record.